Molecule: messenger RNA, 327 nt
Organism: Dentiscutata heterogama
Lineage: Eukaryota; Fungi; Glomeromycota; Glomeromycetes; Diversisporales; Gigasporaceae
Source: the annotation of a GenBank genome assembly
CCACCAGGUCAAGAUGUAGCCUAUGAAAUAAGUCAUCCAACUUACAAUAAUUUAAAAGGGGAAUUUGUAUUUACCAAAUUUCCUACCGAUUAUAAAUCGAUUCUUUAUUGGCCUUUGGAAAUUUGGUUAAAUUAUGAUAAAUUCUACGUAUCCUCUUUUUCAAUUAAACAUGAUGAUUAUUUAAUAAAAAAAGGAAAUAUUAUUCAUUAUAUUGAUGAAUUUUGGAAUAUUAGUGUAGAAUUUUUAGAGAAAGAUUUUAAAUUUAAAAUCAUUGAUUGGAAAGUUAAGGACGAAAAAAUUUUUAAGACUUUAACUAUCUAUUUAAAU